AUGGCAGGAUGGAUCUGCCUGUCUUUGCAUUUAAAAACUGGAAAUUUUGUUACAAACACUGAUAACUUAUCUUCUGUUUUUUACUUUCUGAUGGCUCUUUGUAAGAUUUUUAUCUUUAGGCUUCUUUUAUUGACAGGUUUGUGUCUAGCAGGCGGCACGGUCUCUGACAGCUUUAAAGAAUGCAGUCAGUUCUUUUACAUGCAUACAGCACCCACAGGUAUCCGAGGGGGCAAUCUGAAGAGGAUAUGCCAACGCUAUGGAGAUAAACUAUGUUAUGCCACACUGUAUGACGGCAGUCGUCGACUGGCACUUUAUUCGGCUUACACCUUCAAAAAGUCAGAUGGACAGAGGAGGAUGGACACACCCUGGAUGUAUGAACCACAGCUGGUUUCUGCUGACGAAAGCGGAAGCAUGAGAGAGUUGCCCUCUAGUGGUGAAACCGAUCAACUGCUUGAGGAGAGCCAGGCUGUGCUAGCAGACUAUGUUGAUGCAGUGGAGUUUGAGCGUGGCCCACUUAACCCUGACCAGCACCAGGCAGACAACCAAGAUAAAGCAUCUACCUAUACACUCACAAAUGUGGUGCCUCAGAUCACAGACUUAUUAGAGGGUCCUUGGGCCGUGUAUAUUGAUACAGUGCGCCGCCGCCUGAAUAACUUCUGUCGUGGUGCUGCCUAUGUGGUGACUGGGGUGACUGUAUCAGGGGUGACCAUCAGAAGAGGAAGAGAGGACCGCAUGGCCGUCCCAAAGCACUUGUGGUCCGCUUAUUGCUGUCCACGGUUUGAUCGAAAUUCACCCUAUGAUGUACGAUACAUGUUUCCCACUUAUGCAGCAUAUGCUUUGAAUGAGAUAGUGGGACACAGUGUUACAGAAGUGCCUUUGAAAGCUUUAGAGACCUUCCUGAAAAAUCAGACAGGCAUGGACAAAAGCGUGAGCAUCUUUUUCAAAGACUGUCUCACAGAAAAUACACAUACCAAUAGGAAGUGA
This is a messenger RNA of Sinocyclocheilus rhinocerous, 984 nucleotides long. RefSeq names its product endonuclease domain-containing 1 protein-like. The record is from RefSeq and is a predicted model, not a curated record. The transcript has 3 exons. Lineage: Eukaryota; Metazoa; Chordata; Actinopteri; Cypriniformes; Cyprinidae. Bases 1 to 984 code for a protein of 327 amino acids. Gene Ontology annotation, molecular function: metal ion binding; nucleic acid binding; hydrolase activity.